GCUCCAUAACGCAAGUAUAAUAAAGUGGUAGAUUUUCUUUAUUCUAAACGGACGCGUUUUUGACUCAAUCACACAAUGGCAGAUGACGAACUGGACGCAAUUCGGAGGCAACGUAUGACCGAACUGCAGGCGAAACAUGGGGACUCCUCAAAUGACCAACAAGGACAGCAGGAGGCCAAGCAGAGAGACUCAGAGAUGAGGAACUCCAUUCUGGCUCAGGUUCUGGACCAGUCCGCCCGCGCCAGAUUGAAUAAUCUGGCCUUGGUGAAGCCAGACAAAGCCAAAGCCGUCGAGAACUACCUCAUACAGAUGGCUCGCUUCGGUCAGCUAGGAGGAAAGAUUACAGACACAGGUUUAAUUGAAAUCCUAGAAAAGGUCAGCCAGCAAACAGAGAAAAAGACAACUGUCAAAUUCAACAGACGGAAGGUCAUGGACUCGGAUGACGAGGAUGAUGACUGAUGUGCGGAGGGCAGGACUAUAGACAGGAUUGUAGGGCUCUGUUGGUAGCAGACCAUCUUUUUACCUAUGGCCCCACACGGGAGGUGCACAUUGGGAUGCCUCAUCCAGCCCUGCGUGGAUCUGGAACUCACAAUACUCUCCCCAUAGAGAUAAAACGUUUCAAAACAAAGAAGCAAACCUGCUUUAUCUCUUUCUAUUUUCAAUUUCUCCAUAUCUCCAUUUUCACCACUGUUAUUUUGUUUUUCUUGCAAGAAAGGAUAUUGUUUCAAAUGUACCUGAUUUGAAGACUGUUCUGUGAAUAUUGUAUGUGUGCUAUUCAAUACUAGCAUGACACAUGACUGGACACCUUGGUAUAUUCAUGUUUUGUUUUGCUGAAAUCUAUUCUACAGUUUACAUGAAUAAACAAAUAUAAAGCCUUAAA
This is a messenger RNA of Osmerus eperlanus (European smelt), 880 nucleotides long. It is a transcript of the gene pdcd5, whose product is annotated as programmed cell death 5. The transcript has 6 exons. Bases 76 to 459 code for a protein of 127 amino acids. The record is from RefSeq and is a predicted model, not a curated record. Gene Ontology annotation, cellular component: nucleus; cytosol. Gene Ontology annotation, molecular function: DNA binding. Lineage: Eukaryota; Metazoa; Chordata; Actinopteri; Osmeriformes; Osmeridae.